Messenger RNA from Penicilliopsis zonata CBS 506.65, 3973 nucleotides. RefSeq lists its product as hypothetical. The coding region runs from base 1 to 3735 and encodes 1244 amino acids. The record is from RefSeq and is a predicted model, not a curated record. Lineage: Eukaryota; Fungi; Ascomycota; Eurotiomycetes; Eurotiales; Aspergillaceae. The transcript has 3 exons. Gene Ontology annotation, molecular function: protein binding.
AUGAGUGAUGUUGAGGCAGUCUCCUCCUUGCCAGCUGCCCUGGAUGCCGGACCGAGUGCUUUUGCGGCGACGGUGAAUGCCCGGACGCGACUUCGCCCGCCGUUUGCACAACCUACUACUACACCCCUUCCCCAGAAGCAGGAGGAUGUGUCCGAAUAUGCGGCGGAUGAUGACGGGACGGCGAGCCCCAAGGCCGACUCGGAGGCGGAAACUAUCAUCCAGUCUGGCCGCGAGUCGCUUUCGCCGGAGAAGAGACGCAAGUUUAUAAGGCACGAACCGAAACGACGCGAUGAGGGACCCGGACUCGCGGACGGUGACGGCGACCUGCCUGCGAUUCGCCCGCAGGCAAGAAAGCGAACCGACUCGAAUGCUGAUGCCUCUCGUCCUACGAGCCCCGUUCGGCGAGCACGGUCCCCACUGCCGCUAGUCUUGAAGCGCGAGAGGUCAGAGGAACCGCAGGUUUUGACAAAACAAAAGCAAUCCUCCCACCCGCCUGCCGAGACCGGGCCGAGGAACGAGAAGGAGCGGAUCUCGAGGAAGCGGAGCUUCAGUGAAAGUGUCAACGGAGACAGCAGCCCCCGCCGCAACCCCCCCAAGUCACUAUCUGUCGCCCCGCGCGACCGCGACCGCAGAGACGUCAACAACCUCGCGUUUGCUCGCCCCGCUUCCCACGACCGUUCCCUCUCCCCUGCGCGCCCCUCUCACAAGCGAACCGCCUCGGGUCCUCUCUUGAGCACUGGUGACAUCGUCAGGAAGAGGAAAGUACCGCAAUCGUUGAUCACAAGCCACCAACCGAGGCAAAGCUCUGAAGAUCGGCAGUCGGUCUCGUCUUCCGCUAGCAGCUCCCCGUUGCCCAGCGCCCAUUUCCGCAAGCUUGCUUCAGUAGAUGGCUCAUCAGCAUCUCCGGCAAAGCAGAUGGGUAAGAAACAGCGUGAUCAAAAUGGCCGGACGCGCUUAGCGCGGGCUUGUGCUGCCCGAGAACUGGAGGCUGCAAUGGCUAGGCAUGCCGAACGCCCGGGCGAUCUGAAUGUUGCCGACAACGCGGGGAACACGCCUCUACAAAUCGCAUCUCUCGAAGGGUGUGCGCCUAUAGUGCAAUUUCUUCUCGACGCAGGUUGCGACGUGGACACUAAAAACAUUGACAGGGACACGCCGUUGAUUGACGCAGUUGAAAAUGGGCAUUUGGAUGUGGUGAAGUUGCUCCUCGACGCAGGUGCAAACCCCCGUAUUCUCAACGCGGAGGGUGAUGAACUGUGCGACUUGGUCCCCUCUGAUUCAGAAGACUACGACGAAAUCCGACGAGUGAUCGAAGAAGCAAUGGCGAAUCCCAAGCCCUCUAGGCGACGCUCCGAAGAACAGGUAGGAGGCAAUGGCGUGAGGGAAUCUGGGCGACGCGCUUCCGCCAUUAGCCCGCGUGAAUCUCCUCCAGUGCCUGGUGCCAAAAGCCCGCCUGUCUACAAUGCAGCAACCAGUAGGCGCAAGACCGUCCGAAGUGAAGUCACCCGGAAUGACCUGUUGUGGACAAAGCCAUCCCCGGAGACUCUGAGGGAGUUUGCUAGCAAGGGUGAUAUAGCAGGCGUCGCGACAAUCCUCAACGUGGGACAGCCUGCAGAUGCCGAGGCUGUGAUCGCAGCUGCCAAGGGUGGCCAUGAUGAAGUGAUGUCCUUGCUCUUUGGAAUCGGAGACGCCGAUCCUGAUCCGGAACCCUUGGAGGGGAACAAUCACAAACCAGGAUGGAACACCCCCAUGCUGGCGGCAAUCGGUCGAGGGAACCUACUUGUCAUAAAGCUUCUACUGGACCAACCGAACUUCGAUCCCACACGCCGCUUCCAGAAACGAACCUAUUAUGAGAUCUCCCGUGACCGCAAGGGAGAGAACUGGGAGGAGGAGGCGGAAAUUCUAGAAGAUGCAUAUGAAGCUUUUUCGAAGACCAAGAAGACGCGGAAGUCCGAUCUCUCGUCUCCUCGACGCGCUCGACACGACAAGGAAAGCAAAAGACAUGUCCGCCGUGAAUCGCACUCGCCUGUCGCUCGUCAAAAGAAACCUCCCGGACGGCAACCCAGCAACAACAAUAACCAUGAGGAGCCAGUCUCUCGAGAUGCCGCUUUGACCAAGGAGAAGAGACGAGAACCAACAACUCAGUCAAAAGAGAAGACUAAUCUAACCAACAGCCAUGAUCACUCUAUUGCUACCUCUGACCCGGACACUGCCCGUGGAGAGCCUACCCGGCCUAAGCCAAUCUUGAAAGUGCGGAGAGACAGUGAAUCGAGCGGCGUUGCUCGGGCUGACGAGGUUCCCAAGAGAAGACGUCUCAUUGCUGGUCGGCCACCCCAAGAUCGGGACAGAAGACAACCCAGCCUGUUUUCAUCUGAUUCGCUUUCCGGUCGAGAGGAAGUUGCCAAGUCUCGACUCCAUACGCACCCAGAUACUUCAGCACCCAAGUCUACCGGCCCUUCCUUGAAGCGUAUCCGCAAUAAUAGUGCCAGUCCAGAACGCUCGCGUUCUCGCGGUUCAGAAACCGAACGCCGGACUCUAGACGCCAAUAAGAAGAAGCGCCGUGUCUUUUCGGAAGACAGAACGUCUGCUGCGAUCAAUGGCACGGUGAAAGAUGCAGACGAAUCAAAGGUCGUUCCUCCCGUGAGUCAUAUUGUGCAAUUGAAGCAAGAAUCCUCUGUAGAGAAGCAGAAUGGUGUGCACAAACAGACAGAUGAAGCAUCCGUCAAAGUGGAGCGUGACAAGGUCGAAUCCCACGCGCUAGAUGACAUUCCAAUGGCCGAAGUCCAAGACGAGGAUUCGCAGGCUAGGGAACGCAAGCAAGUCGAAGCCAAAAAGGCCGAGGACGCGCGUUCUGCAGAGGUUGCAGAGCAGAAACUAGCUGCUGCGGAGAAGGAGCGUGCUCGAGUGGCUAAAGAAGACGCUGACAAGGCAGCUCGUGCUGCUCGGGAGAAGGCCGAGGAAGAAGACCGCAAGAGGAAGGAAGCCGACCAGAGGCGGAUCAAACAAGCCGAAGAUGAACGACAGAAGCGACUGGAACAAGAGCGCCUGCGUGCGGCCAAGCUCCGGAAGGAACAGGAAGAGCAGGAGCAGCGACGCAGGGACGCUUUGCCUAGCAAGCUUUGCCUGGCGGCCAACCUGGUGGGCUCCAACGACCCUCUUGCGCGGAGCCAUGCCUGGUUGCAAAAGUUCAUGCCUGUUGUAACUGCCCUGACGAAACAGCUUGAUCCGGCGUGUGAGCCUGAUGUGGCAGACGAGAGAUGGGUUCCUAACUACUUGGUUGCACCCUUGCUCGCGACCAAUGAUCUCCAGCUCUCUCAAUAUCCUAGCUGGGAGAAGCGUGAAGCCACACAGACCCAACGCAUGAACCUCUGGCGCGUAACCCGUCGGGUGCUCGUCCAGGCCGAUGAAUCGGAGUUCCACAAUUCCUCUUUCGGGGAGAUUAUGCAGAAGGAUUGCGAAGCCCGCCGGAAAUAUCUUGAUAUGAAGACUGUAUUCUGGGUGAAGCUCUCCGACUUCAUGGACCUGGUUCCGCACGUUCCACACCUGAAUGGGCUCGAGAUCCAGUUCUUGAGGAUGCACAUUGAUCCAGAACCUUCCAACGGGACGUCUGCGUCUGCCAUUGAAAUACCAAAAGUCAACGGACACGCAUUCGACCGAUCUCUCGAAGACGGUUUCUCCACCGGAACCAACGGCCUGGUUAACGGCUACAGUCACCCAGUGCCAGGUGCAUACGUCUGAUUUCCUGAUCUUCACCGAGCAAAGUUGGCACAAAGUUCUGCACGAAACCCGUCAUCUCCCACUUUUGGGGUCCACGAUCUCCUUUUUUGCUGUACCACUACGAUACCUCUUCUUGUUUGAUAGUGAGAUGAUAAUCCUGAUCCACAGCCAUUGGACAUAACAUGAUGCAAUGAGCAUGUCGAUAUGAUGAUGCUAUGCAUGUCCGUUUGGACAAAUGAUGAUACGAUGAAUAUUCCCC